GACGUUCUUCCCCUCGAAAGCUUUUACAACUGUCGGAACUUCCGGAUAAACAAAAACAAAUGACGUUAUUACAGUUUAGCAUUUAAUGUGGCUGGUCAGACUUUACUACAGACAUGUUAAGAAUGACAGAAUGUUCUGCUGAUGACAGCAAGAGCACUUACUGAUAACUUUCAGCUUUACUUCAGUCACUAAUUUUCCAUUACAGCUGCAGUUGUAAGAGUCUGCAUCAUUGUAGGUUACUGAACUGAUCAUCAGGGAGAAAUCUCCUCUGCUUGUAUCUCCUGGUAGUGUAAAACUUUUGUUAAAAUGCUCUUGUUUUGAACACAUCUGCUGAACAAUGACAACUUUGUCAGGAAUGAAGCGGAUCCACCGAACCACUGGACAAUUUCCUGAGCAGUUACACGAGAGGGUCAGGGCUUCAUUCACCAUCGAUUCUGUGAUGAUGAAGGCUUGGCACUGUGGCAUCAGCAGCCCGAGUUUUGUUUUUGUGGUAUCCUGCGACAUCGCCCAGCACCUGUCCGGUGGGGAGCGGUUGCUUCACAUCCGGUUUCCGUGGAGGAUGCCGCCCCACUUCCUGUCCGCGGGGGGUGUUGCAGGCCCGAGUUUUGCCCCUAUGGAUUUUUUUUUUCUGUGGAGGAGGAUUUUUUAUGUGAUUGGCCCUUCUGCUCGGCUGUGGACGUCGCUCGGCCCUCUCUGGCUAUGCCGCCGUGUGCCUUACUCCCCCCACCUGCCUUGCCGUGCGCCUUGCUCCCCCCUCCUGCCUCGCCAUGUGCCUCGCUCCCCCUUCCUGGACCCCGUUGGGACUGUCAAGACGGAUUGGCGCGUCGAGGGGGCGGUACUGUCAGGACUCAGCCCGGACUUUGGCCAUGUGCUUUUUGUUGACGUUCCAUAUUCACGUGUCUUCCCCGCCCUUGUCUCUUCCUCCCCGCCUCUGCACACCUGUCCCUCAUGUGUCUAAUUAUUAUUAGUAUUUAGUCAAGCCGCGUUGCUUUGAGCAGCGUGGAAUCCUCUGUUGUCUUUUGUUGUCAUCUUGUCUC
This is a messenger RNA of Tachysurus vachellii, 1037 nucleotides long. RefSeq lists its product as uncharacterized. The transcript is spliced from 2 exons. Lineage: Eukaryota; Metazoa; Chordata; Actinopteri; Siluriformes; Bagridae. The coding region runs from base 338 to 958 and encodes 206 amino acids. The record is from RefSeq and is a predicted model, not a curated record.